Messenger RNA from Ziziphus jujuba (common jujube), 1323 nucleotides. RefSeq names its product delta(3,5)-Delta(2,4)-dienoyl-CoA isomerase, peroxisomal. NCBI's taxonomy places the organism in Eukaryota, Viridiplantae, Streptophyta, Magnoliopsida, Rosales, Rhamnaceae. Bases 194 to 1021 code for a protein of 275 amino acids. Gene Ontology annotation, cellular component: peroxisome. The record is from RefSeq and is a predicted model, not a curated record. The transcript has 2 exons. Gene Ontology annotation, molecular function: delta(3,5)-delta(2,4)-dienoyl-CoA isomerase activity.
CGACCUGGGUUCGACUCCCGGUAGGACCUCCUUUUUUAAUAUUUUGUUUUUGUUUUUUUUUCCUAGUCGUUUCACAGUUUUACCAGUUCACAGUGUUAACUGUUCAACUACAAAUUCCGGGCUACAAAUUUGUUUUGGUAAAUUCUGUUUCACUUUCCUCGUCUUUCUCUGUUCGACUGGUAGAUUAACGAAAAUGGAGAAGUACGAAACCCUAGAAAUUGUCCAGACGGACCCAAAUUCCUCAGUCUUCCACCUCUACCUCAACCGUCCAUCCCGUCGCAACGCUCUCUCGCUGCAAUUCUUCAUCGAAUUCCCCAAAGCCCUUUCCUUCCUCGACCAAAACCCUACCGCAAACGUCAUCGUUCUCUCCGGAGCCGGCGACCACUUCUGCUCCGGCAUCGAUCUUAACAACCUAAACUCCACAUCCGAAAAAUCUCGCUCCGCCGAUCGUGGACGCGCCGCUGAGAGGCUCCGGCGAGAGAUUAAGGCCAUGCAGGAGGCGAUCACGGCGAUCGAACGGUGUCGGAAACCAGUGAUUGCCAGCAUCCAUGGAGCGUGCAUCGGCGGUGGGAUUGAUAUCGUGACCGCCUGUGACAUAAGGUAUUGCACAGCGGAUGCGUUGUUCUCGGUGAAGGAGGUAGACUUGGCGAUCACGGCCGAUCUCGGGACUCUUCAGAGGUUGCCGGCUAUAGUCGGGUACGGUACGGCCAUGGAAUUGGCUCUGACAGGUCGUAGGUUUUCCGGUACAGAGGCACAACGGAUGGGUCUGGUCUCCCAGGUGUUCGGUUCCAAGAAGCAGCUGGGCGAGGCGGUCAACGUUAUCGCCAAGGAUAUUGGUGCCAAGUCUCCGCUUGCUGUGAUUGGGACGAAAGCGGUGCUACUUAGAAGUAAGGAAGUGAAUUUGGAACAAGGAUUGGAUUAUGUGGCUACUUGGAAUGCUGGAAUGCUUAUUUCUGAUGAUUUGGAAGAGGCAGUGGCCGCACAAAUCCAGAAAAGGAAGCCAACCUUUGCCAAGCUAUGAAUUUUUAAUAGAACUCUCAUACAUUACGUGGCCCUUUAAUUGGCUUUAUAGAAGUGUUUAAUAAAAGGCCUCAAAAUUUGUAUGAAACCCAAAUGGGUGGUUUGGCACUUCAUUCUUGUAUGCUGUAUACCAUUUUUCAGUUUUCAAAUAUGCUUUGUAUUGGUAGCUUUUUCCAACAAAAGAAUUAUACCAUUUGAUCUCUUUAUUAACCAAAAAAUUGUAAAAAAGAAAAAAUGCACCAUGGAUGCAUUAUACCAUGGCUCCACAGUUGAUUCUAAAUGAUUUAUUACCGACUUUUACCA